Molecule: messenger RNA, 1629 nt
Organism: Hyaloperonospora brassicae
Lineage: Eukaryota; Oomycota; Peronosporomycetes; Peronosporales; Peronosporaceae
Source: the annotation of a GenBank genome assembly
AUGAGCAGCGAAGCGGCGGCAUCGUCUCCUGUCGCGGCUACGGCGCCAGGUCCAGCGCAAUUACAAACGGACGCAGCUGCGUCUCUGUCCAGUGCCAGCGCCGCGUCGCCGCGCAGUAAGCGUCAGAAACUCCACGAGCGCGACGCGUCUGCCGCAGGACUCGACUCGAAAGACGGGAUUUUCGACCCACCGUUGACGACAGAGAACGCGCUGGACAAGUCCCGCGGCGGUAACCACAAUAGCAAUGCGACAUCGAGUGGGACGUACUCGGACGUUAUGGCAAUGAGUCUGCAGAAGGAUCCGGCGUCGUGGAUACUCGGCGACGUGGACGGCUUCAGUGCUCUCGGACCCAUUCCGUCCAUGAGUGCAGUGCUGGAGAAGCGCUCGUCCAGUCCGUUCUCCGUGGUCGGAGCUCUGCUGGCGUCCUCGUCCUCGUCAUCGUCUGCUACUGCUGCUGGUGCUGUUGCUGCUAGUGGAUCAAGUGCUGGAGCAUCGAACAGAAUGACGACGGGACAGACAGAGAAUGCAGCAACGGACGACGCAGAGGCAAGUCUCGAGUUGAGCGACCAUUAUGCGGGGCUGUCUACAGCCGCCACUGCUACUACGACUGAUGCCGCAGUUGAUGCUACUACUACUAGUGAUGCUACUGCUGCUGCUGCCGAUGUGGCACCACCUGUUGCCGAGGGAUCUGGAGGCAAUACCAAGUACAUGGACCCUGCGACGGGAGACUACAUGUACCCGGAGAACGUCAAGCUCAUGAGUUUCUACGACAAGCAGCGCCUUGUACAGAAGAUCACGAUGCUGCCGAGCCAGUAUCUACGCGGACUGAUGGACGUCAUUAGCAAGUACCAGCCAGACACGGUCCGGCAGAUCGACGACGACGGCUAUGCGUUCGAUCUGGGCCAGAUGAACGAAAACACGGUCUGGGCCAUCAGCGACUACGUAAAGGACUCGAUGAUUGAGCUCGACGGCUACAUCAAGUCGCUCGGCCAAACGGGUAUCAGUCUCGCAGCAACCGACGAGGAGCAAGCGGGAGGCACGAUGCUAACGGCAACGAGCGUCGCGCCCGUGAGCAGCAGUACAGCGCGCCAUCUCACCGAGACGCUGGCCCUCAGCACGACCAAGAUCUCGGCCAUCACGAGCAACGAGAGUCAGAACAAGUUCCUCGAGCAAGUCGAGAUGUACUCGAAGCCAAAGGUGACCAAGUCGCGCGCCAAGCCGAGCAAGAAGCACGAGUGUCCGACGUGCGCGAAGCAGUUCCGCGGCCGCUCCGAGUUGCAGAACCACAUUCGCACGCACACGGGCGAGAAGCCGCUCAAGUGCUCCUACUCUGGCUGCACGAAGCGGUACGCCCAUAGCUCGAACCUCCGCGCCCACGAGCGAACGCAUGCCGGGAUUAAGCCCUACACGUGCCACUACGACGGCUGCGGCAAGAGCUUCGCCCACUCGGUGUCGCUCAAGGAACACAUUUGGAUGCACGCGGGGUUCCAGCCCUACGUGUGUCCGUACGAAGGCUGCCACAAGAAGUUCACGCAAGUGUCGAACUUUGCACGGCACAAGAAGACGCACGAGCGAGAAGACGACCGCAGAGAGCAGCAGCCCGACGAGGCGAUGGACAGUGACAAUUAG